Messenger RNA from Hordeum vulgare subsp. vulgare (domesticated barley), 1515 nucleotides. Its product is annotated as wax ester synthase/diacylglycerol acyltransferase 11-like. The transcript has 8 exons. Gene Ontology annotation, molecular function: diacylglycerol O-acyltransferase activity; long-chain-alcohol O-fatty-acyltransferase activity. Gene Ontology annotation, biological process: triglyceride biosynthetic process. The coding region runs from base 1 to 1515 and encodes 504 amino acids. Gene Ontology annotation, cellular component: plasma membrane. Lineage: Eukaryota; Viridiplantae; Streptophyta; Magnoliopsida; Poales; Poaceae. The record is from RefSeq and is a predicted model, not a curated record.
AUGGAAGUAGGGGCGAACGUAGCCACUCCAGCAAACCGGCCGCUCUCCGUGCGUGUGUCGUCGACGGAGAAGGGAUGUGCUGACACUUCCACGGAUGAGGACCCUAUGAGCCCUUUCGGGAGAGUCAUGGAGGAGAUGGGUGUCUACAUCGUCCUCGUGAUGGGUCUCGGCACGCCGGUGAACUUGCCCGUCUUCCGCGCCGGCAUCGAAACAGAACUGAUACCUCGUUUCCCACGCUUCCGCAGCAUUCAGGUAAUGGAUGGUUUCAAGGAUGGCAAGCCACGAUGGGUGCAAACAACGGUAAAUGUGGACAACCACAUUGUUGUCCCGAGAAUGGAUACCGCCGCCGUGGCUUCUGACCCCGAAAAGGCCGUGGAGGACUACGUGGCGUCGUUGUCGACACUUCCUAUGGACAAGCGCCGUCCUCUAUGGGAGUUCCACUUCCUCGACUUCCCAACCUCCGAGGCAACCUCCACCACGGUGCUCCGUGUACACCACUCCAUUGGUGACGGCAUGUCGAUCAUGACGCUCCUCAUGGCCUCGUCACGGAGCACGGAUGAUCCGGAGAGGCUGCCGGCUAUGCCACCGCUGCCUAGACGCACAGGCGCGAUCUACAAACAGCGACCACGCCCUUCACUAUCUUCGCUAGGCGACUGCCUGGCAUGGGUUUGGUCAUACUUUGUGUUGGUGUGGCACACGCUAGUGGAUGUCGCGUUGCUUAGUGCGACAUUAUUGUUCUUGAGAGAUCCACCCACGAUGUUCACUCGUCUGCCGGACAAGGGCGAGUCUCCCCGCCGCAAGCGCCUGGUGCACCAGAGCCUUAACCUUGACGACGUUAAGCUCAUCAAGACUGCCAUGAACUGUACGAUCAAUGACGUGCUAGUUGGUGUGGCUUCAAUGGCUCUUUCACAAUAUUACUUUAGGAAGUCCGGUAAUGCUAAAACUAUGAAGAUCCGCUUGCGAUCAAUCCUCCCUGUCAACAUAAGGCCGCUCUCUAGCAGACAAAUAUAUGUUACCAAGGUAGAGACAGGGAAUCAACUUAGCAUCCUCAUGUGUCCAUUUCAUAUAGCCUGGCACGAUGAUCCCCUUGAGUAUGUUCGCAAGGCAAAAAGGUCCAUACACAAGAAAAAGAGCUCUUUAGAAGUCAUUUUCUCACAUGUUGCUAGUAACUUUUUGGUGAAAUACUUUGGUGCAAAGAUAGGAGCUUUUGUCUUCCGCCGCUUUUCCACACGUACAAGCAUAGUCUUAUCAAAUGUCCUUGGGCCUGCUGAACAUAUAACAUUAUGUGGGCACCCAAUCGCCUUCAUGGCAAUCAGCGCGUGCGGACAACCUCAAGUAAAAGCUCUGAUUGUGCACUACCUGAAUUACGGUAGCACCGUGAAGGUAAUUCUAGCUGCUGAUGACACACAAUUCCCAAACUGUCAUGAGCUUUUAGAAGAUUUUGGCAACUCCAUCAGACUCAUUAAGGACGCGGCUGGCCUCAAGACAUUAAAAACGUCGAUCGAGAUCGAAUGA